Messenger RNA from Salvia miltiorrhiza (redroot sage), 1629 nucleotides. RefSeq lists its product as uncharacterized. The record is from RefSeq and is a predicted model, not a curated record. Gene Ontology annotation, molecular function: cysteine-type peptidase activity. Gene Ontology annotation, biological process: proteolysis. The coding region runs from base 1 to 1629 and encodes 542 amino acids. NCBI's taxonomy places the organism in Eukaryota, Viridiplantae, Streptophyta, Magnoliopsida, Lamiales, Lamiaceae. The transcript is spliced from 5 exons.
AUGUUGAGCGGCAUAGACAGACAUCCAGAUGAUGAUUAUUGGAGGCGACGUGAUGAGGACUUGAUUGCCCGUGUCACUGAGAGCGUGACACGGGAGCAGAUCCGGACCGUGAUCCCUGAGGUGCGGCGGGCGAUUGUAGACGACGACUCCGAGCAUGGACUGGUUGCCAAAAUUACACGGAAGGUCGUGGCCGCUGUGAAGGAUAUAUUCGGUGUGCGAUCUUCUUCGAGGAAGCAUAGAUCAUCAUCCAGCCAUGCCAGUCGUCAUAGACACGGGAGUGAGGAGUUGGACCAGCCGAGACCCAGUCACAGACGGUCUACAUCUCACAUUCCUAGUCCUGGGCAUCGGGGUCAUGAGGAUCCGCCUCAUGUGAGCCAUAGGCACUCAGUUGGAGACCUGGAUCGGCAGCAUCGGGGUCACAGUCGAUCACAGCAUGGAGAUGAUCCACCCCAUGCGAGUCAGCGGCGAUCUGCCUCACGUCACAGUGAGAGGGAGGCAUCUAUGAGGCGAUCAGCCUCACAUCGUGGUGAGAGGCAGACAUCUUUGAGGCGAUCUGCCUCACGUCACAGUGAGAGGUCAGCUCGUCAGCGGAGUCCAGUGACGCCUAUGCAUGGAGAGGGAGAUGACGAUGUCCAGUUCAGCUGGACUACUGACGAGGAAGAGGCCCAGGAUGUAGGGCGGCCACGACGCCCGAUUAAGCCGUCUGCUCUUCUACAGAGUCCGUAUGUGACCGAUGGCCCACUUGACACUCCUACGGCAAAGAAGGUUGCUUUCCGCAGAUUUAGAGAGAUGGGCGACGAUGCAUGUGUUGCUGUAGUGGAGACUGGAUAUAUGAUGACCCAGGGCUUUUUUGGGCGUAUUUUGGAUCGUCGGGCUGAGUUCGAUGCUGAGAUUAUAGACCUCUGGAUUUUGAAGCAAAAUCGAAGGAUCAGAGUCAACCAGGAAUAUAUAGUGCAUCGGGCUCGGACUCAACUCCAGCCGGGUAUUAGUCGAGUUAGAACUCCAGUGGCUGCAACCGUUUUAUAUGAUACCCUAUACAGAGAGUAUGGUAAGCUGCAUCCAGAGGAUCCCCAGGGGAAUCAUCCACCACCGCGAGAUGCAUACACACAUUGGAAUGUGCCCUACAAUCUCAUCACAAUGUUCCAGGGCACUGAUGCAGAUCAUACGUGGCAUUGGUUGGAGGCUAAUGAGAUUCUUACUAUUUGCAAUGUCAACGCGAGUCAUUGGUGCACUGUGGUCAUUUCUAUCGAACGAUGGGAGGUUCGAGUGUAUGAUUCUCUGUCACAUGUUGAAGGGAUCACACAACGUCGACAAGCUUCAAUGAGGUGCAUAACUCGUUUGAUGCCUAGAUUGUUGCACACUGUGGGGUAUUGGGAUAACAAUCCCAACAGGUUUGUCCAUGCUGCUGAUGCAGAGAUGGCGUAUGUGAUUAUGCCCCACAACCAGCAAUUUAUGCAACAGGACAGCAUUAGUUGUGGUGUGUAUACAUGUGCUUACUUAGAUCGUCUGGUAUGUGGAAAAUCGAAACGGGAACGGAUGAGAACCAAUAGGGAUGUAGAAAAAUAUCGCUACAUGGUAGCUGUUAGGAUAUGGGAAUUGUGUACCCCAAUUCCCGCUGCUUUGAUUUGA